AUGCGCCUGCAGUACGUCGUAAUUGUCCUUGUUGAAGGGAAUCCUCUUGUGCGACUUAGAAGCUCCUUGAACCUGGCCAUUUCCCUUUCGACGCGACGUCUUCGAAUCCUGUCCCUCCGUCGCAACGGCCUCGGAUCCAUUCUUCUCCUUUCAAUGUUGAGCAGGGUUCCUCGCGCUGUGGUCACGGUUCCCUGCAAGAGUACUCCCAGAAGCCUGAAAGAAACUACGAGUCAGCAAGCAAGAAGGGAGCCACAUUGCAAUGGAUCAAACCUGUUGAACGACUCCGCCGCGUUUGUGGUCCGCAGGAUCGAGACAUCCCAUUUGCACCACAUAUCCCCCUCUACUGAUGCGCUUGGAAAGCACCUCUUCGCCGCGUUGAUAGCGGCCUUUUCAUAAUCGAGCAAGAUCCUUAUGUUAUUCCUUCCGCCCGCUGCCUCAAUCGCUUCUUUGAGCUUCCCAAAAAUUCGCUCGUACACUCCUGGUCGUGAUGGCGAACAGGAGUGGCACGUCCACGGAGUUUGCCAUGACUCCGUGGAUGGUGUACAGUUGUCCGUUGGCGUUGGUGGCGUCCGGUUGAAGGUCGUGGACACCGUCGCCCACCAAGCCAUAUAAUCCAAUUCUGCAGGCUUUCUCAAUAAUCGCGUUGGAAUAAUAGAUGUGUAUUUCACCAGUGCGGUACUGCAGGAACGUUGCGCCGUCCGGGAGAAGUGCGAAAUUUUCCGGCACUGAAUCCAUGGUGACGCGAGAUCCGUGCAGUUUCGAUAAUGCCCUUCUUAUGGCGUAGCGGCGUGAGUCAUACCCGUUUCUGCAAAAGUAGUGAAGCCUGUCUUCUCUUUCUGCCUCACCUGCGCCUUCACUGUAGUCGAUUUCUUCCGCCAAGCUUUGAUAUAUCUGCUUGGGCGCACGAAGGCAUAACGAGAAUCCUUCGGUAUUUCUUGGCAUUUCUUAUACACUGCCCUUGUAACUACGUCCUGUUCGUACUUCCACGGAAUGCAUAUAUGCGGUAGCUGCACGGGAUCGCCUACGAGGUUACUCCCGUCUCUGGCCGCUAUGCUGAUGGUCUUCCCAUUCUUCCUGCACCCUGUGCAGCGGUAG
Haemonchus placei is the source of this 1095-nucleotide messenger RNA. Lineage: Eukaryota; Metazoa; Nematoda; Chromadorea; Rhabditida; Trichostrongylidae. The record is from the annotation of a GenBank genome assembly.